AUGGUUCCCUCAAAUGAUAUUAUGACAGAUGUGCCAGGCACUGUGUACCUGGUGGAUGCAUCCGGAAGCCUCGAUGCAGCCCGUUCCGGACGCGAUAUCCUCCUAGUCCCUCAGCCUACGCACACUCAGGCUGAUCCGCUGAACUGGCCCAAAUACAAAAAGUACUGGUCCCUCUUCCUAAUCUCGGCCUACGCCUGCAUAAUGUCCUUCGGCGAGAACAACUGGGGCGCAGCCUGGACAACCAUCUCCGAAGAAACAGGCGUGACCUUGAACAACAUGAACGGCGGCUCGGCACUGAACUACCUCCUCCUAGGCUUUGUGAACAUCAUCUGGAUUCCGUCUGCUAUGAAGUUUGGACGGAAGAUUAUUUAUAUUCUGAGCUUGCUGUUUAUUUUAGCUGGUGGUGUUUGGGGAGGGUUUUUUGAGGGGACGGCGCAGUAUUAUCUUAUGAUGGUUGUUACGGGGAUUGGGACGGCGGCGUAUCAGGCUUUGAUUCAGUUGACGGCCAUCCUAAUCCUCCUAUUCAUCUUCACUUUCGACGACACCAUUUUUCCACGCUAUCGGUUCCGAAACGAAGCCUCCACAGAACCGUCCAAACAUGACAAAACAGCCCAGCCUUCACCGACAAAGGAUGAAAAAGACGAAAAACCAGACCCUAGCCAGACCAUAACGGCCAGCCACAGCGCCGGCGAAAUCUCCAUGCCGCCACGAACAUAUCUCCAAAAACUAGCACCCAUCCACUACUUCAAAGACGACCAAACAACCUGGUUCCAGUACUUCCGCCGUCCAUUCUACCUUUUCCUAUUCCCGAACAUCGUCCUCGCCGGUAUCCAGUUCGCCUUCGGCUGCACGGCCGGCAUCGUCUCCUUCAACACCAUCUCAGAAAUCAUGACAGAACCACCAUACAACUGGAGUGCCGGCUCAGCCGGCCUCUUAUUCCUCGCAGCUCUCGUUGGCAACUUCAUCGGAAUGGCCAUCGGCUCCCUCUCAGACUAUCUAGUCCUGACCCUAACCCGCCGCAACAAAGGCUACAAAGAGCCCGAGAUGCGCCUCUACGCAUACAUCUUCUCACUGUUCCUCGCGGCCGUCGGAUACUUCACGUACGGCUGGGGCGCGACGGCGGGAAGCCAUUGGAUGGCUAUUGCUGUGGGGUUGUGCUGUAUGAUUGCGCAGCAGGUUUCGGCGACAAGUAUUGCGACGGCAUAUGCGAUGGAAUGUUUUGAUCAGAUAUCUGGUGAAUUGGUAAUUGUGCUUGCGAUCUGCUCGUCCGUUAUCAAUUUUGCGAUAUCGUUCUCUGUGCAGAAUUUCAUCGAUGCGACGAGUUAUGGGUGGACGUUCACGUUUUAUGGGAUUUGGGUGGUUUUGUCGAUGCUUAUGGGGGCGCCGAUGAUUGUUUGGGGGAAGAGUUGGAGAAGGAGGUGUAAGGGGAGAUAUGAGGCGUUUUUGGCGGAGAUGAGGUAG
Molecule: messenger RNA, 1461 nt
Organism: Aspergillus chevalieri
Lineage: Eukaryota; Fungi; Ascomycota; Eurotiomycetes; Eurotiales; Aspergillaceae
Product: putative MFS transporter
Exons: 6
Coding region: 1-1461 (486 amino acids)
Biological process (GO): transmembrane transport
Molecular function (GO): transmembrane transporter activity
Source: RefSeq, a predicted model, not a curated record